AGUCCUCCUCACCACGCCGCGCAACACCAAUUCAGGUCUCCACUUUCUCUCUAGAGCUGCUGCAGCAUUCGUCGUCCCAUUCGGCGAAGCUGUGAUCCGAUCGCGUAGGGCUCCGAUCCGUACGUCGAUCCGCUGCAUGCCAAUGGCGUCGUCCACCCUCCACUUCGCCGCCGUGUUCGCCGUCUCCUUCGCCCUCCUCGUGGCGUCCGUGUCGUCGACGCCACCGGCGGUGUUCAAAGUCGGCGACGAGCGUGGGUGGGCGGUGCCGGCGAAUGGCACCGAGACGUACAACCACUGGGCCAAGAGGAACCGCGUCCAAGUCGGCGACGUCCUGAGUUUCAAGUACGCCAACAACGACUCGGUGCUGCUGGUGUCCCACGACGACUACAAGCAGUGCAGCACGGAGACGCCGGUGAGCCGGUUCUCGAGCGGCGACACCAAGUUCAAGCUCGACAGCUACGGGCCCCUCUACUUCGUCAGCGGCGCCGCCGGCCACUGCGAGGCGGGACAGCGGAUGAUCGUGCGGGUCAGGGCCCCCUCCGCACUGUACGGCUCCCCCGCGGCGGCGCCGGGGAUGCCGCCGGCCGUCAGUGGCAGAGGCGGCGGCGGCGCGCCCAGGCGCAGCCCGGUCUCCUCACCCGCCGUGCCGCCGGUCGUCGGCUCCCGUGCCGGUUCCACUGCUCCCACCCCGAGCACGAGCCCAAGUCCGAGCCCGAGCCCGAUGCCGCAGGCCAGUGGUGCGUCGUCUAGGCGCGUGCUUGGCGUCGUGUCAUCCGUUGCAGUAGGGCUUGUGGUGUUGGUUGCCAGCUCCAUCACCCUGUCCGUGGUUGCUUGAAGUUAUUAGACGUCUAGUUUGGUUUUCGGAUCCAUACUUAAUCGGUUUAAGAAGUAAUGUUAGCUUUUCGAGAUCUCUAGGUGAAGUACGUCUCGGUUAGAAUUGGUAGGGGCCACUGGCCAGUCGCAUGCUUGUUAUUGUCAGGGUGAAAGACUUGUGUAAUGCAAUAAAUGAUGAUUUAUCUACGGUUGUCAUCAGCUUAAUUUAUUUUGUCGUGCAACCUGCGACGUAGA
This is a messenger RNA of Sorghum bicolor (sorghum), 1068 nucleotides long. Its product is annotated as early nodulin-like protein 1. The transcript is spliced from 2 exons. The coding region runs from base 137 to 835 and encodes 232 amino acids. NCBI's taxonomy places the organism in Eukaryota, Viridiplantae, Streptophyta, Magnoliopsida, Poales, Poaceae. Gene Ontology annotation, molecular function: electron transfer activity. Gene Ontology annotation, cellular component: plasma membrane. The record is from RefSeq and is a predicted model, not a curated record.